This is a messenger RNA of Rhagoletis pomonella (apple maggot), 3135 nucleotides long. Its product is annotated as cingulin. Bases 582 to 2567 code for a protein of 661 amino acids. The record is from RefSeq and is a predicted model, not a curated record. The transcript has 2 exons. NCBI's taxonomy places the organism in Eukaryota, Metazoa, Arthropoda, Insecta, Diptera, Tephritidae.
CAAAGAGAGACGGGUGUUAGUGGACACCAAACGCUCUUGUUUCAACUGGUGAGUAGUUUUUAAGUAAGUGCAAGUAUUCACGGAUAUACAUACAGGCAUUUUCAAAAAUAAAUCCGGCUAACUAUCGAAUCUCUGUUCGAACUGCAUUCAAGAAUGAUAAAAUAAAGAUUUCGCAUCCCCGAAGACGAUGACAUUUCUCAAUUUCAGCGGAUUUAAUGUUUCUGAGGCGUUGUUUACUUUUUGUUGAAAAUUGUCAAAAACAGCAAUACCAAAGGAGCGGCUUGCGGAAUGCGCCACAUUUGUUCGCUAUAUCGUGAUCUGCUUUAAUAACGUGCUCAAACUUUUUUAAUUUAACUCGAAAGAUUUAUCGAACAGAGCUAAAAGAAUGGAAUCAAUUUUUUCAGUUUUGGCAGCACCACGCGCGUUUGCUAACAGCUGGUAAAACAGCUGUUCAUUUGUUUAUAAAUUAGACAUAAGAAUUUUCAUAUCACUUUCGUUUGGAAAAUUUUUGUUUCUCCGUAUUAUAUUUGUACAUUUCCAUUGUAUAUUUAAAAUUUCAUAGUAUUAAAUUAUGCUUUAAGAUGGACUUCAGCUUAGACUCUAAAACCGAUGAAGAUUUUUUUGGAUCAUUAACACGGCUAAACACCGAUUUGGAAAAUCUUUUUGAAUUCGAAAACCAACGUAGUGUAGGAGGUGAGCAACAGGAGUCUCUCAAGUACCAACCCACUAAACAAACAUCGAGUAAUGCCCCCACUACAAAUCGAACUAUCACGGCCAGCUCAGGCGCAACAGUGCAAGCCUGGCAAACGCUGCUGGCAAAGGUCGCUUAUGCUUAUAAAGAAGGAGUGCCUGUAGGCAAAGCGGGCGUAGCGCUGUUGCAAAGCGUGGAAAAUGAGUAUCGAAUAAUCAUCUACAAAGCUAAAUUAAAUGUGCUGACCACUUGUUCGUUGCGCGCUGACAUGGCGCAAGUUCAUCGCAGCCACAACUAUUUGCAAUUCUACGACGAUGACUUACUCUGUUGGAGUGUUUACUUCGAUGCAGAUGCCAACACUGAGGAGUUCGUAGCAAAAUUAAUUGAACUGAAUAUUGUAGUUAGCGAAGGUGAGCAAAAAGGGGGAAAAUAUGCUAUUUCAGAGUUAGAAAAAGCUCCAGAGAACAGUGUUUCGAUUGCGGCUACUAAUCCAAUGUGCUUUAAGGAUAUAGAUAAGCCUCCUAUAGUAACAUCUAAACCCACCAAAACGGCGUUAAUAUGCCGCAUGGCCAAAAUGGGUCAGCAGCUACCGAAAUUGUCACCAGCAGCAAAUUUGCAAAACAGUUUAGAUGCCACCGACUCUUCGGAUGCCGAGAUAAUAUCCACGCCAUUAGCAACGCCACAACUCAAACACCAAUCAACGCCGCGUAACUGCAGUAGAGCGUUGGCAAAGACACAACCGCUGUCCUUGAGCCAAAUAAAUCCAUAUCCUAGUGGAGCGGUUAGUGGUGCUUUCGAGACACAAUUCAUGCAAAUGAUGCUCUCCGAAAAUCGUACCCAUAGCUCCGAACUGCGAAUGAACAUCAACAGAUUGGAGAGCAAAGUAGAGAAAAUAAUUGAUAAAAUCGACUUGCUACAUUCCAGUUCUGGCGAUAAAGUGGAUAAGGAAGAUGAAAUGUUAGCACUUGAAGAAAAAGUUUUGGAACUGAAGAAAGAAAAUCGGAAGCUACGGCAGACAAUCGAGGGGAAGUAUGAAAGUAAACCAAAUUGUGAACAAAUAUUGCAGACCUUUAGCGCUGAGCUGGCGGAUGUAAACCUAGCCAAUGUCGAUAGCCUGGAGAGGCUAGUAGGCGAUUUGUUGAAGCAACGCGCAGCCAUGUAUAACAAAUUAGAAGAAUGGGAAAGGGAUCUGGCAGAAAAAAAUGUGCAAUUAAAGACGAAUCAGUCCCGUAUGGACGAUGAAGAAGAUAUGUUGGCAAAAACGAUAGCGAAGAAGGCACAGCUGGAAGAAGACGUAAAAUCGCUGGAAAAUCGCUUGAUAGAUAAGGAAAAAAUAGAAAGUGAUUUACGCCAUCAACUCGCUGAAUCGAAUAAAGAAUGUUUAGAGCAGAAGCAACAGUACGAGGAAAACAAGCAUAAAGGAACCCAACAGGAAGAGGAUUUAGACUCACUUCAAAAACGCUUGGCAGACAAAGAGAAAAUAGAAAAGGAUUUGCGGCACCAACUGGCUGAAGCAAACCAAGAGUGCCUUGCACAAAGACAACAGUAUGAGGAGAGUAAGCUAAAGGAAGCGAAAGUCAACGCAAAAGUACGCGAUUUGGAAGAGCAAAAUACUAAGUUGCAACAAACACUGGAAGAAAAUAGUAAGAAGGCGGGGAGCCUCAAUGAGGAGGCAGAUGAGUCACAUGAAGAUAGACUAUCCGUUCAACAACAAAUUGAAACAGUAUUGAAGAAGACAAUGAACAAUUUGUAUGCUAGCUUAGCAACUAAAUUGGAUAAUAUUGUGCCAGUUCAGAAGAAUGCCGUUAUAGCAAUAGUGGGCAAAACCAUACGCGAGGAAACGCUCAAGGCAAUGGACGAGUUGAAGCAAAAGUGAUUGUUACCCAAUGUGUACGCGUUGAAUGCUUGUGGUUAUAUUUGUAUUAGUAAAGCGGUUAAAAUAACACUAUUCCAAUAGCUUUAUAUGCCCUACAAAUUAUCCAAAUUAUGUUAUAAUAAAAUUUAUACGUAAAUAAUAUAAAUUGAUUUUGUUUUAAACAUAUCAGUCGGUACUGUGGUAAAUCUAUGGAGCUAUAUUUUUAAAUGGAUUGCUUCCACAGCCGAUAUUGGGGACAAUAAUCAUUUAUGAGGUUGUACGAAAAAGAAUCACAAACUAAGCCUUUCAGUAAUAAUUUUCAUUAUUAUUUGUAGCAUAAUUAAUUUAUUUUUCCUUUCAAUAAGAUCAACCAAAUGUUUACAAACCAAGCCUUUGCAGCAAUCUAGUUUGUAUGUAUGUAUACCUUUAAUAAUAUUACGUUAAAUACAUACAUAUAUGCUCUAUUUUUCCACUGAGAAAUAUAAUUUAACUAAUCAUACAAUUAAUGAAACAUGCGCGCAUAGGUAUGCAAUGUAUAUUAUGCAUACAUUUAUUUGCUUGCAUACAAUCUACGCAAAGCCAAAAUAAG